Messenger RNA from Struthio camelus australis, 1790 nucleotides. The record is from RefSeq and is a predicted model, not a curated record. NCBI's taxonomy places the organism in Eukaryota, Metazoa, Chordata, Aves, Struthioniformes, Struthionidae.
AGAUUAUGCACGAUGUGAUCCGGAAAGUGAAGAAGAAGGGUGAAUGGAAGGUGCUGGUGGUGGACCAGCUCAGCAUGCGCAUGCUGUCCUCCUGCUGCAAAAUGACCGACAUCAUGACAGAAGGCAUAACAAUUGUUGAAGAUAUCAACAAGCGCCGGGAGCCUCUCCCCAGCCUGGAGGCCGUCUAUCUCAUCACCCCCUCUGAGAAGUCCAUCCACUCUCUCAUCAAUGACUUCAAGGACCCCCCCACCUCCAAGUACAGAGCAGCCCACGUCUUCUUCACUGACUCCUGCCCUGAUGCCCUCUUCAAUGAGCUGGUGAAAUCCCGUGCUGCAAAGGUGAUCAAAACCCUGACAGAGAUCAACAUUGCCUUCCUCCCAUCUGAGUCGCAGGUUUACUCCCUGGAUUCUGCCGACUCCUUCCAAAGCUUUUACAGCCCCCACAAGGCUCAGAUGAAGAACCCGAUCCUGGAGCGCCUGGCGGAGCAGAUUGCCACACUGUGUGCCACGCUGAAGGAGUACCCAGCAGUGCGGUACAGAGGAGAUUACAAAGACAACGCCAUGCUGGCCCAGCUCAUCCAGGACAAGCUGGAUGCUUACAAGGCUGAUGACCCCACCAUGGGUGAGGGUCCGGACAAGGCUCGCUCCCAACUCCUCAUCUUGGACCGGGGCUUUGACCCUGUUUCUCCAGUGCUGCAUGAACUGACCUUCCAGGCGAUGAGCUACGACCUGCUGCCCAUCGAGAACGACGUCUACAAGUAUGAGACAAGUGGCAUUGGAGAAGCCCGGGUGAAGGAGGUUCUCCUGGAUGAGGAUGAUGAUCUCUGGGUUACCUUGCGUCACAAACACAUUGCAGAGGUGUCCCAGGAGGUGACCCGAUCCCUGAAGGAAUUUUCUUCAAGCAAGAGGAUGAACACGGGCGACAAGACCACCAUGAGAGACCUCUCCCAGAUGCUGAAGAAGAUGCCACAGUACCAGAAGGAGCUCAGCAAGUACUCAACUCACCUGCACCUGGCUGAAGACUGCAUGAAGCACUACCAAGGCACAGUGGAUAAGCUCUGCCGAGUUGAACAGGACCUGGCCAUGGGCACCGAUGCUGAAGGUGAGAAGAUCAAGGACCCCAUGAGGGCCAUUGUCCCCAUCCUGCUGGAUGGGAAUGUCAGCACCUAUGACAAGAUCCGCAUCAUCUUGCUCUACAUCUUCCUGAAGAAUGGUAUCACUGAGGAAAACCUGAACAAGUUGAUCCAGCAUGCUCAGAUCCCUGCGGAGGACAGCGAGAUCAUCACCAACAUGGCCCACCUUGGGGUGCCCAUCAUCACAGAUUCCACCCUGCGCCGCCGGAGCAAGCCAGAGCGGAAGGAGAGGAUCAGCGAGCAGACCUACCAGCUCUCCCGAUGGACCCCUGUUAUUAAGGACAUCAUGGAGGACGCUAUCGAUGACAAGCUGGACACCAAGCAUUACCCUUACAUCUCCACCCGCUCCUCCGCCUCCUUCAGCACCACGGCCGUCAGGGCCGACAAGCUUCUGGCCGAGGCUUGUGCCAUCGGGCCGAACGCCCGCAGGAAUAUCACCUUUAGCAUCCAGCCCCUACCUGCCUGGAGGGACUGCCUCCUUCUGCAGCUGACCCAGCCCUCCAGCUGGUCCCUCUCCGCCGUCACGGCCUGCCGCGGCGAUGGCAGAGGUUCUACUCACAUUCUCACUCCCACCAAAUUUCUCAUGGACCUGAGGCACCCCGACUUCAGGGACUCCACUAGGGUCUCAUUUGAGGAUCAGGCUCCAGCAAUGGAGUGA